AACUUCAUUGGCUUCGUCGUCGCACUCUCCGAAUCUAUUCGCGGUCACAAGAUCUCCGACCCCUGCCCCGAGUCCCACACCCUAACCGCCAUCGUCUCCAUUUUAGAAACCCUAACCCAAUGGGUCGAUGAGAUCCCUCCCGUUCAGCAGUCCGCAAGAUACGGCAACAUCGCCUACAGAACCUGGCACCAGAAGAUGUCCGAUUCCGCCGAAUCCCUUAUGCUCCGAUUCCUCCCGGAGAAUCUCAAAUCGGCGACGAUCGAGAUCGUGCCCUAUUUCACUGACAGCUUCGGGAACUCGAGCCGAAUCGACUAUGGAACUGGCCAUGAGACGAAUUUCGCGGCUUGGCUGUAUUGCCUGGCCAGAUUAGGGUUAAUAAGUGAAGAGGAUUACCAGGCUGUGAUUUCUAGGGUAUUUGUGAAGUACCUUGAGUUGAUGAGGAAGCUUCAAUUGGUGUAUUGCCUGGAACCAGCUGGAUCACAUGGUGUGUGGGGUCUUGAUGAUUAUCACUUUUUGCCAUUCAUAUUUGGUUCUUCUCAGUUGAUUGAUCACAGGUACAUGAAGCCGAAAUCGAUUCACAAUCAGGACAUACUGGAGAACUUCUCCAAUGAAUACCUAUACCUCGGUUGCAUUGCCUUCGUGAAGAAGGUGAAGAAGGGUCUCUUCGCGGAGCACUCCCCCAUGCUGGAUGAUAUCAGCGUGGUGCCCAAUUGGAACAAGGUCAACAGUGGUUUGCUCAAGAUGUACAAGGCUGAGGUCUUGGAGAAGGUUCCCAUCAUGCAGCAUUUCCUCUUUGGAUCACUCAUUAAGUGGGAGUAAUUCAUGGGUUCUCUCUCUUCCAACGGCUUGUGCUUGGAUUCAGCUUGGCUGUGAGACCAAGAUAUAAUCCAGUUUGAUCAUAUCACUGGUGUAGGAAGUCAUUACGGGGAAUCAUAUCUCACAGCAGUUUAGUUCAUUGAUCUUUUUUUUUUGUUUCGGUGUUGAAGUGCUGGUUCACUGUUGACUGUUAUUCUGGAUGCACGCAUUAGUGAAAGUAAAUAAUGGGUAGUUUUUAUUCAUCUAAUAUAGAGAUAUAUAGUAUAUGAGGAGAAUGUUUGCCCACAUCACGUUUAAUGAUUCUGUGCAUGCAAGUUUCUAUAUGAUCUAGACAUCGCAUGCUUGCUGAUGGUUUGGAGUCCUAAUUUUGUAGGAUUGAAUUUCAUGUAUAAACAAGUUUAACAGCUUAAACAAAAUAUAUAAUCAAUUUUCUUUAUUCCAAA
Messenger RNA from Arachis duranensis, 1259 nucleotides. RefSeq lists its product as uncharacterized. Gene Ontology annotation, cellular component: nucleus; protein phosphatase type 2A complex; cytoplasm. Lineage: Eukaryota; Viridiplantae; Streptophyta; Magnoliopsida; Fabales; Fabaceae. Gene Ontology annotation, biological process: mitotic spindle organization. Gene Ontology annotation, molecular function: peptidyl-prolyl cis-trans isomerase activity; protein tyrosine phosphatase activator activity. The record is from RefSeq and is a predicted model, not a curated record.